GGAGGUCAUUGCAAAUUUACCUUCCUCACAACUAUGCACGACAGUCUGAGCAGCCUCUUUGGCUGGGUGUCCAUUGCAUCCUGGGUGGUCGUCUACACUCCGCAAAUUUACGAAAACUAUGUGUUGCAAUCUGGCGAAGGACUCAGCAUUCUCUUUGUCUUGAUAUGGCUCGCUGGUGAUCUCUGCAAUGUAUUAGGGGCAAUCCUCGCAUACUUGCUCCCUACCAUGAUAAUCCUUGGUUCUUACUAUACCGUUUGCGACGUGAUUCUUCUGGGACAAAUAUACUACUAUCGCUGGAAAAGAAACAAAUCACGGCACCUCUCCUCCCAGGAACGUGCACCACUUCUACCCGUCGACCGGAACGAUGAGAGAGACAAUAGUGUAAAAGUGGUGUUUUUACGCUACACCGGUGGUCUUGCAUUUGUAUUUACAACAGGUACUAUUGCGUGGUGGAUAAGCAGCCUUGUUGGGUAUCCAGAAGAACACGAUCUUUCUACCGCAACUGCGUUGCGCACAUGGGCUAUCCAAGUCCUGGGCUGGUCAAGUGCCAUCCUCUUCUUUGGGGCACGGAUACCACAAAUUGCCAAAAACUUUGAGACGAGGUGCGAAGGGCUCACACCUACGUUAUUCUUCUUUACCUCGUUCGGCAACAUUACCUACGUCCUUUCCAUUUGCGUCAAAAGCAUGGAAAAGUCGUAUCUGAUAACAAACGCAAGUUGGUUAGCAGGAAGCGCGUUGACGGUGUUCCUCGAUUGUAUCGUUCUGACGCAAAUUUUCUAUUACCGUACACACCCUCUGGAGGCGUGAGCGAGGACACUGCUUGACUACUAGAAUGAUAGGCUCAGUAGAGUAGCUGUUGAUAGAACAUUGGUCUAAGCUGUGAAACACAUAUGAUGAUUGACCAAAUUCCAAAGAUGUUUUAAUUUUCUAAUGAUGAAUGACCGAAGGAAUCAACAAAGAUACAAAGAAUUAUUCAAGCCACUGUAAAGUCCAGACCACUUUCCACACACCUAAUGUUC
This is a messenger RNA of Marasmius oreades (fairy-ring Marasmius), 1019 nucleotides long. RefSeq lists its product as uncharacterized. Gene Ontology annotation, biological process: basic amino acid transmembrane export from vacuole. The record is from RefSeq and is a predicted model, not a curated record. Gene Ontology annotation, cellular component: fungal-type vacuole membrane. NCBI's taxonomy places the organism in Eukaryota, Fungi, Basidiomycota, Agaricomycetes, Agaricales, Marasmiaceae. Bases 34 to 807 code for a protein of 257 amino acids. The transcript is spliced from 8 exons.